Amphimedon queenslandica is the source of this 441-nucleotide messenger RNA. RefSeq lists its product as uncharacterized. The transcript has a single exon. NCBI's taxonomy places the organism in Eukaryota, Metazoa, Porifera, Demospongiae, Haplosclerida, Niphatidae. The record is from RefSeq and is a predicted model, not a curated record. Gene Ontology annotation, molecular function: nucleic acid binding. The coding region runs from base 1 to 441 and encodes 146 amino acids.
AUGUCUCGACGAAAACGCAUUAAUGCUAUUGUAGCUAUUUCUGCUUCUGGUGUUGUUGCUUAUUAUCUCACUGAUAAAAAGAUAGAUCAAAUUGUUUUUUAUAACUGUAUUCGAGCUGAGUUAAUUCGAAACUUACAGCAGUUUGAUGGAGCAAAUUCCAACUCAUUAGUAGUAAUGGACAAUUUAUCUGUUCAUCACUGUCAACCAAUAACGACACUGCUACAAGAUAUGGGCAUAGUGGUUCAAUUCCUUCCUCCCUAUAGCCCAGACUUGAACCAAAUUGAAGAGGCAUUCAGCUGUAUUAAGCAAUACCUUAGGCUACAUAAAGAUGUGAUGCAAGUAACUAAUGAUCCAGUACCUAUAAUAGAAUCUGCAAGUGAAAGUAUAACAAGCAGAAUGUGUCAGCAAUGGAUUAAUCAUUUUGGUUAUGGUAAUGAAUAG